Molecule: messenger RNA, 4872 nt
Organism: Vespula pensylvanica (western yellowjacket)
Lineage: Eukaryota; Metazoa; Arthropoda; Insecta; Hymenoptera; Vespidae
Gene: Uba1
Product: ubiquitin-like modifier-activating enzyme 1
Exons: 2
Coding region: 279-3422 (1047 amino acids)
Biological process (GO): protein sumoylation
Cellular component (GO): cytoplasm; SUMO activating enzyme complex
Molecular function (GO): SUMO activating enzyme activity
Source: RefSeq, a predicted model, not a curated record
AGAGAGGGUGUGAGUGAGAGAGAGUGUGAGAGUGAGAGAAAGAGAGAGAGAGAGAGAGAGUGACAUAAAGGAAAGAGAAAGAAAGGAGAGAAACGGAAGAAAGGUAGGAGGCGAAGGGGGCGCCCGUGUAGAGUGGUCGUGCGUCUGCUGCUGGUGUGGUGGUAGUGCGCGCGUUGUAAGCUCUGAAAUUCGGUGAUUGAAAAAAUAAAGGUGCUAAGUCGGCCGGGUUGAAAAGAAGAACGAAUCGACGGACAUAAUACGGCGAUCCGUGAAGUCCGAUGUCUAGUGCUGAGGUGGUGGAGAGUUCCGUUGACCCCCCAGCCAAGAAGCGACGCGUUGCUGCCACAACGGGAGGUGCCGACGACUCCGCGACGAUCGCAGACAUGGCGAAAAACGGCUUGACAUCCCGGGCUCCCGCCGAAAUCGACGAGAGUCUUUAUUCCAGGCAGCUCUACGUCCUUGGGCACGAUGCAAUGCGUCGUAUGGCAACAUCCGACGUCCUGAUUUCUGGAUUAGGUGGUCUUGGUGUAGAGGUCGCAAAGAAUGUCAUCCUUGGCGGUGUCAAAUCUGUCACGUUACACGACGAUGCCGUAUGUCAACUCUCAGAUCUUGGUUCGCAAUUUUAUCUCACCGAGGAGGAUAUAGGUAAAAAUCGUGCUGCUGCCUGUUGUCAACGCCUUUCGGAACUUAACAACUAUGUCCCUACUUCUUACUAUUCGGGACCAUUAACGGAAUCUUUUAUCAAGAAAUUUAGAGUCGUCGUUCUGUCGGAAACUCCUCUUUCCGGACAAUUACGCAUUUCUCAAAUUACUCAUGAGAACGAUAUAGCGCUUAUUAUAGCAGAUACUCGUGGUCUCUUUUCUCAGGUAUUCUGUGAUUUUGGUAAUUCAUUCACUGUUGUAGACACCAAUGGUGAACCGCCUGUGAGUGCUAUGAUUGCUAGUAUUUCGAAGGAUUCAGAAGGAGUCAUUACGUGUUUAGAUGAUACACGUCAUGGUAUGGAAGAUGGCGAUUACGUAACUUUCUCAGAGAUUCAAGGCAUGACAGAGCUUAACGGUUGUGAACCUAAAAAGAUAAAAGUACUCGGACCGUACACCUUUAGCAUUGGGGAUACGUCUACUUAUUCGGAAUAUAUAAGAGGUGGAAUCGUAACGCAGGUUAAGAUACCAAAAUCGAUGCAUUUUCUACCGCUUGAUGAAGCUUUGAAAAAACCGGAAUUCUUAGUAACAGAUUAUGGAAAAUUCGAUUAUCCUAAACAAUUGCAUUUAGCGUUUAAAGCUUUAGAUCGCUAUCGUGAGAGCGAGGGAAGAAUGCCUAGACCGUGGAAUCAAGAAGAUGCUGACGCAUUUAUUGGCAUAGUAGAAAGUAUUAAAAAAGAAACGGAAGAUGAUAUUGAGAUCAAUAACGACUUAAUGACAACAUUUGCUAAAAUCUCUGCCGGUGAUUUGAAUCCUAUGAAUGCUACGAUAGGUGGAAUUGUAGCUCAAGAAGUAAUGAAAGCUUGCACUGGAAAAUUCCAUCCUAUAUAUCAGUGGUUGUACUUUGAUGCAAUCGAAUGUCUGCCUAAAGAUCAACCUAAAGAAAAAGAUUGCAGUCCUCUCGGUACCCGUUACGAUCGGCAAAUAGCUGUUUUUGGACGACCAUUCCAAUCCAAGAUCGGUAGCCUAAAAUAUUUUGUUGUCGGAGCAGGUGCCAUUGGUUGUGAGCUUUUGAAGAAUUUUGCUAUGAUAGGAGUUGGAUCAGAAAAUGGUUACGUUACUGUAACAGAUAUGGACUUGAUAGAAAAGUCGAAUUUGAAUAGACAAUUUUUGUUCAGACCAUCCGACGUGCAAAGAUCAAAAUCGUCUACAGCCGCAAGAGUUAUCAAGGGAAUGAAUCCUGACAUGAAAGUCAUCGCUCAUGAAAACAGAGUUUGCGCAGAAACAGAGAAGAUAUACAAUGAUGAAUUCUUUGAAGAUCUCGAUGGAGUUGCUAAUGCUUUGGAUAAUGUUAAUGCACGCAUUUAUAUGGAUCGUCGAUGCGUCUAUUAUCGUAAAUCUCUGUUGGAAUCUGGUACAUUAGGUACAAAGGGUAAUACUCAAGUGGUUGUCCCGUUUUUAACCGAGUCGUAUAGUUCCUCGCAAGAUCCGCCAGAAAAAAGUAUACCUAUUUGCACUUUAAAGAAUUUCCCUAAUGCAAUAGAACAUACUCUACAAUGGGCUAGAGAUUAUUUUGAAGGUUUAUUCAGACAAGCCGCUGAAAAUGCUGCUCAAUAUAUUUCCGAUUCUCAGUUUGUAGAAAGAACGUUGAAACUGCCUGGUACACAGCCGCUAGAAGUACUAGAAUCUGUUAAAACUGCAUUGAUAGACGAAAGACCUAAAACAUUUGCGGAUUGCAUUGCAUGGGCUCGUUGUCAUUGGCAAGAGCAAUAUAGUAAUCAAAUCAGACAGUUACUUUUUAACUUCCCGCCGGAUCAAGUAACAUCGAGCGGACAACUGUUUUGGUCUGGACCAAAACGUUGCCCCGAUCCCUUGGUUUUUGAUGUAAACAAUACUUUGCAUAUGGAUUAUAUCAUUGCUGCUGCCAAUCUAAAGGCGAAAGUCUAUGGAAUUAAAACUAAUCGGGAUCUCGAAGAAAUUACUAAAAUUGUUUCUACCGUUCAAGUACCAGAAUUUACUCCAAAAUCGGGUGUCAAAAUAGCAGAAACAGAUUCUCAAGUUCAAGUAUCUAAUGGCAGUGGAAAUAUUGAUCAUGAAAGGCUAAGUCAGUUACAAGAAGAAUUGCCAAAAGUUGAUGAACUCGAUGGCUUAGUACUAUAUCCUCAGGAAUUUGAAAAAGAUGAUGAUUCUAAUUUCCAUAUAGACUUCAUUGUGGCAGCAUCGAAUUUACGUGCUACCAACUACAAAAUUGCACCUGCAGAUAGGCAUAAGAGUAAGCUUAUAGCUGGAAAGAUUAUUCCAGCCAUAGCUACCACAACAUCUGUAGUAGCUGGACUGGUAUGCCUAGAGUUAUAUAAAUUAACUAGAGGUGUUAGAGACUUAUCUGUUUAUAAAAAUGGUUUUGUUAAUCUGGCCUUACCAUUCUUUGGAUUCUCUGAACCUAUUUCUGCACCUAAAUUAAAAUAUUAUGAUACGGAAUGGACAUUAUGGGAUCGAUUCGAAGUAAGGGGAGAACUUACGCUCAAAGAAUUCUUAAAUUAUUUCAAAAAGCAUCAUAAUCUCGAAGUCACUAUGCUAUCUCAAGGUGUAUGCAUGUUAUAUUCGUUCUUUAUGCCAAAACCAAAAUGCGAAGAGCGUAUGGGCCUAUUGAUGUCCGAGGUUGUCAAGAAAGUAUCAAAGAAAAAAUUGGAGCCACAUGUAAGAGCAUUGGUAUUUGAACUCUGCUGUAACGAUGCCGAAGGAAACGAUGUUGAAGUCCCAUAUGUACGCUACACUUUAGCCUGACUCUCCUUAAACAUUCACCAGUAAACAAGAAAAAUGUCUACUUAAUUGACUUAGCCUUAGUGAUUUUUACAAAUUUCUAUUUUACAAUGCCGAUACAGGAGGUAAUUCAUUUUUGUCUUUGUAUAAGAUGUAAGGUUCAUAAAAUAAGAAUACAAGUUUAUUUCUUUUGUCAGCGCUUGGUAGCAUUUUCAGUGCUUGAAUGUAUCUUACUCGGACGAUCCCCCCUUCAUUUACUGGUUUAAAUUAAGAGGUUCUAAAUUUUGAGAUCAUGCUUUUUAUUAUCAUAUUUUUCUACUAUUUUGCUACUCCUUAAUUCUAAACUUGUCGCUUGAUUCAUUCAUUAAUCCUUUGUGUAACUGGAUAAAUUUAGAUAUUUCGCUAUCUAAGCUUCAAAUAUUAUCUCACAAAGGACAACAUUUCAGUAAACUGAGAAAAAUAAAAAAAAAAAAAAUAAAUAAAUAAGUAAAUAAAUAAAUAAAACUAGAAGCAUUUACAAUCUCAUAUAAAACAUUCAAUACGAGUUACAAAUGUGGGUAUAAUAAAUGUGUUAAUAUUAUAUGUGAGCUUGAAAUUUGCCAUGAAGUUUACGUGAGAAUAUUUUUAACGAUUAAUGUGAAGCUGAAAGAGUGUCCUAGAUAUUAUCAAAUUUAUAGAAAGAUAAUCAUGAAGCGAACAGUUGUGGCUUUAAAGGAAUAAUAUUAAAAGAAUUAAUCGUUAGAUUUACAAAGAAAAAAAAAAAAGAAAAAAGAAAAGAAAAGGGAAUCAUCAUGGUAAGAGCAUUCUUAUUAUCUGACUUUACUAUUUUAUAUGUAACAGUAAAUUGUAAAUUAUUAGCCAAUACUUGCAAUAUAUUCUUAGAGAGACGUCACAAUUACAAUUAAUACAUUUAAUAGAUGUGAACAAAAAAAUCAGUGUUGCGUAGCGGAGAUAAAAUAUCUUGCCUCUUAUCUUAUUUUUCCCUUUACGAUUACAGUUUACGUGUAUGCACAAAAAAAUGUGCUCAUUUUGUUAGUCCCUUUUUCUUUUCACGCUUUUAUAUAUUUAACAUGAAAUUUCCUGCGAUUAAAAUAAUGUGCAGAAUGAAUAACGAUGAAUUUUGUCUAUAUCCGCUUAGUAAAAAAAAGUCAUUACGACAUAAUGGACGAACAAUUAAUUGAUUGAAGCUGCUUGUGAUUGAUUAAACUUGGUAGAUAAGAAAAAAAAAAAAAAAAAAAAAAAUGAAAAACACGCAUUUGAGAAAGCCUUUAAAAAAAUAAAAAAAGAAAAGAAAGAAAGAAAGAAAGAAAGAAAAAAAAAAAAUUACACGUCACACCAAGGAUGUCAGGAAAGGAAGAUAUUUUAAUUUUAGAAGAAUCCAGAUAUUUAUUGUAUUAUUUUAUCGAUAAGUCGUAAAUAGAUGUGUUUGGAUUUCAAAAACAUAGUAAAUAUAAUAAUGAAAUAAAAUUGGAAA